UAAAUAUACUUGUGGAUUCAUUGAUUUCGGCGCAGAUGGCCUCCUCGGAAAAGCCAACGACAUUCUACAGAAUCUCAAAAAAAUUAAUUAAGACAGUAGGAUAAAGAGCAACUCUUUCGUGAAUUUAGUUGUGGCCCUGAAAAGGGCCGUUUGAGUAAAUUAGUUCACUGUGGAAUCAUCAUCAUCCGGUUGAUUGAGUAUGAAGCUCGCUUUUAAGUUUCCUUUUGUAAACAAACGGAAGUCGAGUAGAGAUAAUUCUACUUUCCGCUUCCGGCACAGGAGGCAGAGAAAUUACAUUUCCCGCGAUCAGAGGCAACUGGCCCAUUAAUCCUGGACAAAUGCCCAAAUCGCGCUGCUUGGCCAUAUCAGUUGAGCUGUUGCUGCUGCUAAUGCGUCUGCUGGAACGGUUGACGAUGAAAUGAGAAUCGCUCGAGCGACGAAAAACUCUUUUAUACAAUUUCUGAGCGGUACAUUUCCCGUUUGGUGGUACACGCUGAUUGGGUUCGAUGCGUCGAGCUUCCCUUCCGCGGACGUUCGAUUCAAGUACCUAAAAUCGUCUCGGACUUAGCAAAAUUGAACCAACCCCGAGACCACAAAUUCGACAGAAAAUCAACCGGAGCGCGCUGAAAAUGGACAUCGGACCGCCUUGACAGCAGGCAAAACCAGUUUUGGGACCACGGAUGGCCAAACCUGCGCGUGAUACGGUCGUUGGAAACGAUAAUUGUCCCUUGUUCCGUGCCCACCUGGUUCGGUUGAGUUUCCACCGGAGCGAAUAGAAAAUGGGCAGCAGCGAAAAUCAACAGGUGAUGCGCCAAGUGGAAAGAAAAGUCCACCUUCCUCCCUCCCUCCCUUCCUUUCCUCCUCCAUCACAUCCUGCAGUGCUGUGCAUUUCGGGUUCCGUGGAGGAUUUCCUCCAUGCGAUGCGAAAAAUUCAAAAAACAAAACGGUCCUUCUUAGGGCCAAUAAUUUAAUCACGAAAGAGUUUCUCGACUUAUACCCGAAAGGGUAAUUAAUCAAUCAGCUUGCAUUUCAAUGAGAGUAGCAAAUGCGCACACAUACACACUCCCCGUAUGAUUGUACACGCUGAUUGGGUUCGAUGCGUCGAGCUUCCCUUCCGCGGACGUUCGAUUCAAGUACCUACAAUCAUCAUACCCAAAAAUCAUACCCAAAACAAAAUCGACUAGCGAGGAUGUCACAACACCUGGCGAAUCAUCGCAAGCGAAGGCGCGAGGAGAGUGCGCGGGAGGAUGGAGUGGUGGCACCACUGAGGCAAGCCGAGACGAUCGCUGAUCGUGACGAGGAGGAGAUGGAGGACGACGUGGAGCAGAUGGUGGCGGAGGCAGAGGAGCGCCAAACGCCGGUGCCCCGGAAGAAGAGCACGGAGCGCGUCAGAGCUUUCCGAAUGCGGGAAAAACUGAGAGCGCAAGCUGUGCACGAUGCGGAGGGAGCAGAGGAGUCGAAAAAAGCGGUUCCGCGGAUGACGAGCACUGAGCGCGUUCGAGAAUUCCGAAGGCGGAAGAACCUGGAGAGGGAAGCGGAUCUUGGAGGUACUGUUGGGGCCUUAAACCUGGAACCGAUGCCCGGCGGGAGUAGGGAUCCUGUUCGAUUUUUCCCACGUCCCGACCCGGUCCAGAUUCCAGCGCGCUCUAGAGGGGGCACGUCCCGGGCCGAUUCCGGGAGAAAUCUUGCUGGUGGCAAGCCAGAUUGCGCGAAGGCCGACAUUGCUUUUCACAAAAAGUUUACCAACAACAAACUGGGUGAUUAUUGCAAUGUUUGUGAACGCAUCUGGUUCAGCAAUGACUUGAGGUCCAUCACAAGCGAUGGCGGGAGAGUGUUGGUCGAGGCAGGCCACUUUGAGUCAGUCGCGGGAUUCAAGGUGUGCCAGACCUGCCACAACUCACUGAGGAAUGGAAAAGUACCCACUUUGUCCACAUCGAACGGAUUUACCUACCCGGAGAAGCCAGCGAACCUUCCACCACUGGAUCCGAUCACCGAGCGGUUGAUUGCGCCAAGGCUGCCGUUCAUGCAAAUUCGUCGGCUCAGUCAUGCGCGAGGAAGCUACACAAUCAUCGGGCAGAUCAUAAAUGUCCCUGUUGAUGUCAACGAGAUGGUUCGGAUGCUUCCGCGUCAAUUGGAGGAUGAUUACGCCUUUAAUGUUUGCAUUAAAAAGCAAUUGAUCCACAAGUCUAACUACCUGCAGGGAUAUGUCAAGAAGUCUGUCGUAAAAGCUUGGCUUCGCUAUCUUAUCAACACUCCGUUGUAUAAGCGCGAAGGUAUCGUUUUGGAUGAAAGCCUCAUGGGACCAGAUGUACCAGAAGGUACUGACGGUGAGGAACUGAUUGAGCUGGAAGUAUCGGAAGUCGUGGAUGUCCCAAGAGAUGUCCCAAGAAUUCCCCAGCAGAACGACCAAAUUGCACUUGACGUACUCGAAACUGAAGCGGAAUUGUUCACAGGACAGCAACAGACCGUCUUCUGGAACGAGGACAUGAGUCUUAAUAUUGCUCCUGGUCAGAACCGAAUGCCGACUUCCAUCGUGUACGAUCAGUAUGCAGAAGAGCUUUCUUUUCCCGGAAUCUACCAAGGAAAAAUGCGAUCGUACAGGAAAGGGGUUCGCGUAACUCCUUACGAUAAGGCUACCAGUGAAACUAGACGACGUGACCGGCGUGGAGCAAAGCCGACUCACAUCCUGUACAUGGGUGUUAAGAUCAUGCGUCUUCGGGUUCACGAUGGAGUUUCGAGCACCUUUAGGGUCCAAGGUACGAACAAUGUGACCCGUGCUCAACUCAGUGACCCGCAGUUCAUGCAGUGCCUUAUCGAGAGGAACUUCGCGUGGCUGAAAUCGAUCCCGAACUCGGCAUUGUACUGGCAGAUACGGGAGAAAGAUUUGUUCGCCAUGAUUCGACAGCUGGGAAAGCCGACGGUUUUCUUGACAAUGAGUGCUAACGAGACUCACUGGCCCGAACUGCUGAAGAUACUGUACAAGCUCUCGGAUCAAGAGAACAGGAUCGACUUGACCGAACCGAUGGAGCAACUAACAGCACUUCAAAGAGCAGUAUUGGUCAGUGAAGAUCCAGUCACGUGCUGCCUCUAUUUCAAUAAGCUGAUCGAAGUCAUCCUCUUGAUCUUGGGUUCGAAAACUCAUAGCCCGUUCGGGAAGUACUACGUCGUCGAUUACUUCAAACGGAUUGAGUUCCAGCAUCGCGGUAGUCCCCACUGCCAUGCAGUGCUUUGGCUCGCCAACGAUCCCAAGGAACCUGCUUCCGAGCACAUGCCUGCUACUCUGGAACUGAUCAACACCAUCACUUCCAUUAGAUUCGAGGACCUUCCCACUCAGACGGCUACUAAGCAGGUUCAUCGUUGCACGUUCACUUGCACAAAGCGAGGGGAAAAGCGCUGUCGGUUCAAUAUACCGUACUGGCCUAUGAAGGAACAACGGGUCCUGCUUCCUCUUAAGGCUGACGACAGUCGCCGCAAAGAGUUGAAGAAACGCGCUGAGGCGUGAUGUGUGAAAAUGCGUGAUGUCCUGGCAACAAUGGUAUUCGAUACGAUUGAGGACUAUCUGGCCCACUGCGAGUGUACAUACGAGUACUACCUGGAUGUAGUUCGUGCAUCGCUGAAACAGCCUACGGUCUUCUACAAGCGCUCGAUGGAUGAAAAGGAACUGCGAACGAAUCCGUUCAACGCAUGGAUUGCGGACAAGCUGCGUUCGAACAUGGAUCUCCAGUUUAUUGUUGACGAAAAGAAACUUUGCCACUACCUGGUAGAGUACGUCAACAAGUCCAAUCGUGGUGUUAGUGGAUUGCACCGAGAGCUGAUCCUCAUGCAAGAGCAGAACCCCGAGAUGGACUACGGCGAGAUGCUGAAGAAGAUCAGCCUGAAGAUGCUUGGAGCUGUGGAGAUGUGCGCUCAGGAAGCAGCCUGGUUCCUACUGCGAUUGCCGAUGUCCGAGGCAAGUAAGAAAGUUGAGUUCAUUCCAACUGCGUGGCCUCAAGACCGGACAAGAAGCAGGAAGCAUUUCAAGACCAUGGAUGCAGAAGGAGUUGGCGAUGACUCGACUGAUGUGUGGAACAAGAACAUCAUCGAGAAGUACGAAGAGCGUGAAGGCCUGGAAGACGUCUGCUUGGCUGAGUUCGUAGCUUGGUAUUCUCAGGAAAGAGGUAAAAACAGCUACAAGAAAAGGACACAGCCAAGGGUGCUGCGUUGGCGCGGAUUCGGUAUGAGCGAGCUUACUGAGUAUAAGCGCGAAUCUGUUCUUCUGUUUCUGCCAUUUCGUAAUGAGGUGGUGGAUGUUCUCGACCAGAAUAAGUUCCUCCAGUUGUACGAUUUGCAUGAGGAACAACUCUUGGCAAAGCGUAAGGAAUACGACUGUGAGUUGAAUAUGGAGCAAACGGUCGAGGAGUAUCUGCGCACUAUUGCGAACUUGGAUGAUGGAGCGGAGAACAACGCAGCAACCGAAAAGCACGACGAGCUGGUGCGGACAGUCAUCAUGCAGCCGAAUAAUGAUGACUUUGAGCUGCUGCCCACAAGAGGUUUAAGAUCUGUCAUCAAGCAACGCACAAACGUGUUGUCGAAGGAGGCAUAUUGUGAGAUGAUGCGAGCUACGAAUGCAGAGCAACGGGCAUUGAUUCUGCACGUAAUCCAUCUGAUGCAUUGCUACGAAGAGCACGAGCCGCUGCAGGUUUUCUUGACCGGUCCGGCAGGAAGCGGCAAAACCUUCGUAUUGCGUGCGCUUAUGGAAACGAUCAAUCGGUACAGCCAAACUCACAACUCCCGCGACAACGCGUAUGUAGCUUCAGCUUCGACUGGAAAAGCAGCCAGCGCAAUUGGUGGAACCACCCUGCACCACGCUUACCACAUCACCAUGUCUCGCCAGGCAACGAAGAUGAAUUUCGAAACGCUCCAGAUGUACAGGAACGAGAUGCAGAAUAUCAAGUUUCACAUCAUCGAUGAGGUCAGCAUGGUUGGCGCCCACACCCUGAAUACCGCAAACAUACGCCUCCAGGAUGUUUACAUGAUCUAUGAUGUUCCAUAUGGAGGUGUGAAUGUGUUGGUGAGUGGAGAUUUGAUGCAGUUGCCCCCAGUCAAUGCUCGCGCCGUGUUCAAGCCUCCGUCUAACACCAUAUGUGGCGCUGUGGUGUGGCAAUCGUUGAUGUUUCACGAGCUCAAACGGGUUAUGCGUCAGGCGGAUAAGCAGUUUUCGGACAUUCUUACCAAGAUUGGUAAUGGGCUGAAACUGACCGCCGAUGAAACCAAACUGAUCGAGAGCCGUUUCUUCACAAAAGAGGAUCUGAGCAAGGAGGACACUGGCGGGGCGGUACGACUGUUCCAUCGGAACAUUGACGUAACCAGCUACAACAACGAAGCGCUGAGAAACAUUGACGGGCUAGAUUGCACAGCAGACGACACCUUUGUGGGAUACAAGACUGCAGAGCAACUGGCAACUGCUCGUAUCAAACUCUACAAGAUGAAUCUGGCUGAAACGGCAGGUUUGCAGUAUACAACUAAGUUCUGUCCUGGAAUGCCUUACAUGGUCACCACAAAUGUCAAUGUGGAAGAUGGCAUAGUGAAUGGUGCAAUUGGGGACUUGAUGUAUGUCGAAGAGGGUGUUGAUGACUCAGAGGAUCGCAUCAUGAGACUUUGGAUCAAAUUUGAAAACGCGCAGAUCGGGAUCAUUGCGAGGAAAGAGGUGGAGCCUAUGAUACGCACACGACCCGACAUCUUGCAGUCAGAUUGGACUCCAAUCGUGAAGCGAUCCGCAAACAUCGAUCUGGGUAACCGCAUUAAAUGCAAGCGCAUACAGUUCCCGGUUGCACCAGCUAAUGCUCUUACCAUACACAAAUCUCAAGGUGGAACCUUUGAUAAGAUUGUGUACGACUAUGAUAAGUCCCAGGAUCAGCAAAUGGUGUACGUCGGUUUAUCACGUGUGAAGUCGCUGCAGGGCCUCUUUUUGACCAACUCAAAGGGAGACUUCAAGUUCCACCAUGCGAAAGGCUGUGACAGCCCAAAAAUGCGAGAACUGCGUAACGAGUACAAGCGUUUGCAGAAUCACCGUUUGCGCACCAUUGUGGACGAAGUGGGUUAGGUCUUAGAGAGCAGCGGACCUGCCACCACGUUGAUGACCAUCAACGUACAGAGUUUGAGAGCUCACAAGUUGGAUAUAACCACCGAUCCCAUACUUCCCAAGGUUCACUUUCUAGCACUGAGUGAGACGUGGCUGGAUGACCACUCCUCAGAGGAAAUAGAAGGUUUUACCUGUAUCAUCCAAUCGAAGCGGGUUGGUGUGCGAUCGGGAGGUGUUGCAAUCUACCAGAAUACGACCGAUCCGGAUACUACCUUGGCAGUCCCUCAUACGCUUGAAGUGGUGGGCAACGAACGCGACCAAGAAUUCGGCAAGGCAGAAAAGUACGGAGAUAUUUGUGCAGCAAAGGUGAUGGUGAUGGGUACUGAAGUACUGCUGGUAUCAGUAUACAUCUCCCCAGGAACCACAACGAAGCAGAAAAUAUGGUUCCUUGCUCGCAAUUUGAUUCGUACUGCCUAUGUGGAUACGCCAAUGGUGGUUACCGGAGACUUCAAUCUUGACAUCACCAAGCAGGAUAGUGCAGACUUUGUGGGUUAUAUGCGAGAACAUUUCAUGCUGAGUUUGUGCAAUGAUACGAAGAAGACGACCACACUUGGUGGUACAGCUCUUGACCUUACGUUCACAAAGAACAUGACGGCGGAGGUCACGCGGUACAUUGCAUAUUUCUCUUAUCAUCGGCCGAUGUUGUCUCUCCUAAGACCAGCAGCAUCCGAACCAUCUCAGGCGAUCUGAACAGCUGUCCUCUGCGCAUGACUGAUUGCGCACAACUAUAACCUGGAUUUGACUACAACCUGGAUUCGACUACAACAACUACAACCUGGAUUUGACAACAGCAUCUACACCAACAGAAGACAAAAAUGAAACCGAAGAAGAAAAUUUAUUGUUAAAUUCUAACCUCACUGACACUAACACACACUCACAAUGAACUGUUCAUUUAUUAGAUUAAGGUCAAAUUGAAUUCAUUGUUACUAUUGAGACAUUGACACAACUACAUAACCUCCUUCCCCUUACAAUAAUACACAAACACAUAGGGAUCCAAUGAAAUGUACAUAAUAGGUUAAGCUGAAGUGAACAGUGCAUACUUUAAAACUAAGUUAUGUUACACUU
This is a messenger RNA of Culex pipiens pallens (northern house mosquito), 7186 nucleotides long. RefSeq lists its product as uncharacterized. Gene Ontology annotation, molecular function: DNA helicase activity. The record is from RefSeq and is a predicted model, not a curated record. Lineage: Eukaryota; Metazoa; Arthropoda; Insecta; Diptera; Culicidae. Gene Ontology annotation, biological process: DNA repair; telomere maintenance.